Vidua chalybeata is the source of this 2195-nucleotide messenger RNA. RefSeq names its product Rab geranylgeranyltransferase subunit beta (gene RABGGTB). The record is from RefSeq and is a predicted model, not a curated record. The transcript is spliced from 9 exons. NCBI's taxonomy places the organism in Eukaryota, Metazoa, Chordata, Aves, Passeriformes, Viduidae. Gene Ontology annotation, molecular function: Rab geranylgeranyltransferase activity. The coding region runs from base 81 to 1337 and encodes 418 amino acids. Gene Ontology annotation, cellular component: Rab-protein geranylgeranyltransferase complex. Gene Ontology annotation, biological process: protein geranylgeranylation.
GACUAAAUUCUUGGAUUUGCUUUUUCACAGAGCUGAGGAAGGAACCGAAGUUAUUUCCAAACGCUGUCCUGUUUGCUGUGAUGCAAGAAAGUUCACAGCUGGAGUUAGUGUACUUUAAAUGUACUACCUGUUUCAGAGCACACUUUAUCUGCGGCAAGUCAGAAGGCCACAGCCGCUCCCCACGCCGAGGGGCACGGCGCGGGCCCGCGCGCGCAGCGCCGCUCUGCUCUGCGCAGCCACCGGAGGGCGGGGCCCGAGCGAGGCCGGGCGGGCACAGCGAGGCACCGCCGGCCACCGCCUUCCGCUUGGCCCCUUCGCGUCUUCCUGUGCGUGCGGAGGACAUGGGGACACCGCAAAAGGAUGUUAUAAUAAAACCCGAUGCCCCAAGCACAUUACUUUCAGAAAAACAUGCAGACUAUAUAGCUUCAUAUGGAACAAAGAAAGAUGAUUAUGAAUACUGCAUGUCGGAAUAUUUGAGGAUGAGUGGUGUGUAUUGGGGACUGACAGCAAUGGAUCUCAUGGGGCAGCUGCACCGAAUGAACAAAGAAGAAAUUCUAUCAUUCAUCAAAUCAUGUCAACAUGAGUGUGGUGGAAUAAGUGCCAGCAUAGGUCAUGAUCCUCAUCUUCUGUAUACCCUCAGUGCUGUCCAGAUUCUUACCUUAUAUGAUAGUCUCCAUGUAGUUGAUGUAAAUAAAAUUGUUGAAUAUAUACAGAGCUUGCAGAAAGAAGAUGGAUCAUUUGCUGGAGACGAAUGGGGAGAAAUCGAUACAAGGUUCUCUUUCUGUGCUGCAGCAACUCUUGCACUUCUGGGAAAGCUGGAUGCCAUUGAUGUGGAAAAAGCAGUAGAAUUCGUUUUGUCCUGUAUGAACUUUGAUGGAGGAUUUGGUUGUAGACCAGGUUCUGAAUCACAUGCAGGACAGAUCUAUUGUUGCACAGGAUUUCUGGCUAUAACAGACCAGUUGCAUCAAGUAAAUGUUGACUUGCUGGGUUGGUGGCUUUGUGAACGUCAGUUACCUUCUGGGGGUCUCAACGGACGACCAGAGAAGUUACCUGAUGUAUGUUAUUCGUGGUGGGUGCUAGCUUCUUUGAAGAUGAUUGGUAGGAUACAGUGGAUUGACAGAGAGAAACUGCGCUGCUUUAUUUUGGCAUGCCAGGAUGAGGAGACUGGAGGAUUUGCUGACAGACCGGGAGAUAUGGUGGAUCCAUUUCAUACCUUAUUUGGUAUUGCUGGACUAUCUUUAUUAGGAGAAGAACAAAUUAAGGCCGUCAAUCCUGUCUUUUGUAUGCCAGAAGAUGUCCUUCAGAGAAUAAACGUACAGCCUGAGCUUGUAAGCUAAGCCUCGUAAGAGACAAAAGCUUUGUAUGACCAAUUGCUUUGGUUUUACUGAUUUAUAAUAUCAUCUGUGAAACUGUCAGCAUAUUCUUCUUUCAGAUGUGUUUACAUUAUGGAAGUAAAGCAGUAGCUUUGCUGUGGACUUUGUCACUUCAUAAAUUGUUUCAGAACAGGCUGAUUCUCAUAAUCUGAGUGUAACAUGUUAUUUGGUUGUAUUCUAAGAUGUGUAGAAACAUUUAAAUUCUGUAUCUAAAUCUAUGGGCCUUGGCUUGGUUUUUUUUUUUUUUUAAAUGUAAGAUUCAAAUCAGAGCUUGACGGUGUGAAUGCUUAACUUUUCUAUUCCUGUAACAUCAACCAUGCUAGUACUGGUCUUCAUACAGGCCUCUUUUGAUGGUGGAUCAUGCAAAGCACUUAAAAAAAAAAUAAACCCAAACCAAACAAACCAAUAAAAUCCUAUUUAAGCCAUGCACUUAAUACCACACAGGUAUUUAAUUAUUCCUGUUCACAUUUGCCAUCACUUUUCUAUACUGUGAGAAACAGCUGCUUCUUCUCACAAUAAUUGAUACCAGUAAUACCAUAAUUAUGGUUCUUUUAAAUAUACAGAUGUCUUCAUGUAUUGAUGAGUCCCUUAGACAAAAUUCUACUGAUACUUGAGAUACAGCAUACCUUGAGUAUGUAUAGUGAAACUUGCUAACAUUAAACGUUCUAGAGAAGGUCUCUGUUGGAUGGCGACUUGUGAUUGAACAUAGAGUUGAUUCUAAAUCUGUUGCUGGGUUGAAAUCCUCCUUUUGUAGCUUUUAAGACACUAAUUGUCAACACUUGAUUUUGCUGUAAUUGAAAAUAAAACUAGCUGUGGAAAAUA